GGGGGUGGUAGGCGUGACCUGUGACGCAGUUCCGCUUCCGCCUGGGCGUAGCGGGUGGCGGUGGUGCUGCGGGCCGCCGCCUCGCUCCGGGCCUGCGCCGCGCCGGGCCGCGCUCCUCCCGCCCAGCAAAAUGUCUGGAACUGAUGAUUUUUCGUUGGCAGAUGCUUUACCAGACCAGUCGCCUGCUAAAACCUCCAAAGUGAGCAGCACAAAACCUGGUCAACAGCCCGGUCAGCCACCGCAGGGUUGGCCAGCUUCAAAUCCUUGGAACAACCCAAGCGCUCCCCCUACGGCACCAACCGGACUGCCACCAAAUACGUCCGCUUCCAGCGUGCCAUUCGGACCUCCACCAACAGGAAUGUAUCCUUCAAUGCCCCCGGGACCGCCUGCUCCAUUUCCUCCUCCUCCUACUGGACCCUCUUGCCCUCCUCCUGGUGGUCCAUAUCCACCCCCAACUGUGCCAGGUCCUGUCCCACCAGGGCAAUAUCCUCCACCAAAUAUGCCCUUUCCAGAGCUUCCAAGACCUUAUGGUGGUCCAACAGAGCCAGCUGCACCUCCUGCUCCUGUUGGGCCAUGGGGAUCCAUGCCCUCUGGAGCAUGGGGACCAACAAUGGGAGGGCAGUAUCCUGCACCUAGCAUGCCAUAUCCACCCCCAGGGCCAUAUUCCGCUCCUACCCAGACUCCAGGGGCUGCGCCAACAGUACCAUGGGGUACGGUUCCACCUGGAACAUGGGGACCUACACCGCCAGGUCCAUUUCCUCCACCCACAGGAUCAUAUCCAGCUCCAGGACUAUAUCCUACACCCCCUAAUCCUUUUCAAGUGCCAUCUGGUCCUGCUGGUGCUCCAUCAAUGCCUGGUGGUCCCCAUCCUUACCGUUGAACACAUUCUGGGCAACAAAAUACUGUAGCUUUCCACCUUCAUCCACUACUUACAGAGAUUUUUACAGUUUUUGUUUCAGUAACAUUUGGGGCUAUGAAGAAUACUUGCCUCUUGUAUGUGCAUUUGAGGUAUGAAGGAACAGUUUGCAUAAAUAUACCUUGCUUAUAUGCUGGCAUAAUUGUUUGGUUUCAUAAAACGAAUUACGAAGAGCAGAAAUAAAACUAACAUCUGUGGUUCUUAACUUUGGCAAGUAUUCCUUGGCAAAAUGGGAGUUGCCAAGUAAGGAUUAUAAAGAAUCAGGCCCAAGGACUAAAAAAAAAGUUAGUUCUUAAAUUUCCAUGAAUGCUUUAAGUCUUGUUGCCAGACUUGUGCUGGUCACUGAAUGGAUGGAUAGUCAUAUUUUGUCUGUUUUCAGGUUAUUCUAAAAUGUCAAUAAAAAGUGUUUCAAGAUAUUUGUCAAGAAACCUAAUCUUUGAACAUGCUACAGUAAUUCAAACUACAGAGACAGAGCAUGUGAACUUGAAGGUUUUCUCAGCAUUUUGUAUAUACUCAAAACGAUUGCUCAGUCUGGGACUACGGAAGAGAAGAUAACGCAUUUGAAAUACUCGGUCUGACUUGUCAGCACACUGUUUGUGUUCACAAACAGGCAUUUAUGUGCAGAUUAAGUAACCUGGAUUGCAGUUAACUUUGGAUCAACAAAUGUGAGUUUUGUGCAUGCAAAUGAGGACAUCGUUUUGCCAGUUCUCAUUCUGUGGUGGUUGGAAGUUUGGCUUGAUUUAUGUAAAGAGAGUCUGAUUCCCACUUAGGUAAGGUACUUCCCUAUUUCUAACCUGGGUUCUAGUCAUUUAAAGUUUGACUUUGCUGCUGGGUUAUGUAAACUCAGCAGACUUUUUCAGAGUCCCUGGAAACUGAACUUGAGCUUAAAAGAUCAAAAAAAACCCCAACCUGACAAUUCCCUUCCUGGCAAUUUUUGGCACGGCGUUUAGUUCGAUCAGCUACAAAGAUCCUUUGUAUCGUCCUUAUUGCCACAGCUGAGAACGAGGAGGUCUCAUCAGGCCUCCGCUGAAUAUUGUGAUUAGGAGAAGUCCUCUGUUCUCGGCUACGUGUCUGCAUACCUCACUGAGUAAGUGUAAUUAGGAUUAAUUGAAUGUCUAGAAGCCUGCACACUGCUGUCUAGCUGUCCCCCCUCUGAAGGGGUGCUGCAGUAAGUUUUCAUAUUGCCAUAUCUGUGCAAAGAGCACGCAAGGGGUUUGCUGCAAUGCUGGUUUAGCAUUACCAGGACACACAGCCACGUGUCAGUGAGGAGUUCCGGCACUCUUUGAGAUACUUCAUAGCCUAGGCUUUGACCAUGGAGAGUUUGUUUCAUCCACAGUUGGGGAUAUCCCAGCUUAGCCUCUGUAGGUAGAAUCGGGAACAAAUUUUGCUUAACUUGGUAGCUCAUUAGGGAGUCUUCGUAUCAUGGAACUGUGAAAUCGAUUUAAUUCUCUUCCAGUACCAUAUCGUGGCGUCCUGCAUGCAUGUGAUGGACUUAAAAACAAGUGGGGUGACCUGGUGGUGAUGCUUGUUAGUAGUCUCAGCCUUUAUGGCAAAGUCUUGCAAUCUUUUUUCCAGAAGAAAGCGGGCAGCCUAGCUGCGGCUGUUUUAAUCUAAUGUCAUGAAAGCUAAUAGCAAAGGUACGUGUAUUUUUUGUUUUAGGAAGACAAUACUGGAGCUGAACAAAAAUAUGUAACACUUCAGCUUAAAGCCCAGCAUCUGUAACCCCAGAAAUAGGAACCGAAAGUGCACAUUUUAUUAACCUUAAACAAGCUCCGGUUGCCCCUCCAAAGAACAGACUUGGCUUAGAACUUGGCAAGACUGAUGAAAAAUAAACAUAGAAGAACAUUGACUACAUUUGUUCAAGUGCUUUUUUUGAUACCUGCAGCCUUAGAUUACAAAUUGAUGUAAUGAAAAAAGCCCGCAUUUAUUCCAAAUGAAUGGAUCAUGCAGUAGCAGCCCUCCAGUUUGGAAUUGCACUGGCCGUAUGUCUUUGCAGGGAAUGGGAAGAGGUAGGAAAGGAUACAGCAAACGUAGCAAGUAAUGAUUUUUGGAAAGGGGGAUUUGUAAAAGUAACUAGACUUCUAGGUUCUUCCUGAAAUAGGCAGGAUUUAUUACUGGAACAUUUAGGCUAAAAUUCAGUAUAUAUGGGAUGUUUUUCAGUGUAUAUUCGUAUUUCUUGAAGUCAUGAAAACUGUUUCAUAACCCCUUUGUUUUUGUGAGCAAAGUUCUUUGCAUAGCAGUGAAAAGGAUAUACCUGUUAAUCUAUUGUGUAAAAACUCAAGUUGUCACUAUAUACCGUGUAGUAACUUUAUCACAUGUUAUGUCAAGUGUGAGCAACUUCUGGCCUGAAGCUUUUGCAAUGGAAUUUGUACAUUUCUAUGCAUCAUUUGAGUUAAAUUGCUGAGAAGUUCGUUUUGACUUGUGCUUUGAGAUUGACAUACUGCAUUUGUUUACAAUAUGAAAUAUAAGCAAUCACAUCUUUAAAGUAUAGAUUAUCACCUGCUGCUGUAUUUUCUUUAGAUGAAACAAAUAUUGCUGUAUGAUAGUGAGAAGCUAUAAAUACAGGAUUUGAUAUUUUUUUGAAAAUGCUGUCACUUUUGUAUAAGAUUAGACAUUAAACGUAUUUUCAAGAC
Messenger RNA from Chroicocephalus ridibundus (black-headed gull), 3549 nucleotides. RefSeq names its product mitogen-activated protein kinase 1 interacting protein 1 like (gene MAPK1IP1L). The transcript has 4 exons. Lineage: Eukaryota; Metazoa; Chordata; Aves; Charadriiformes; Laridae. Bases 131 to 880 code for a protein of 249 amino acids. The record is from RefSeq and is a predicted model, not a curated record.